AUGGAGCCCGGCGAAAGCGAUAAUCUACAUUCCAUCAGCUAUCAUCAGAGCAAGAAGUUCACGUGUCUGCACACCUGGGUGAUUCGAGACUUCAGUCUCAUACCGAAGGACAGUUACGUGAUGAGCGGCAAAUUCUCUCCAGAGGAUGACAGUACGAGGUCAUGGCGUAUGAGGUUCUGGACCGGCAAUCACGGCUACGAUUGUAACUUGUACCUGAUAUUUUUCGGAACCGGUACAGUUAGAGCGAAAGGGGACUUCUGGGUGAUCGGUAGUAACGGCUUGAAGACGAGGCAUAAAGUGAUGGAGGCCCAGAACGUUACGGCCGAGAUGUCCUGGUACUGCAGCCUGACUAGCAGGGAAGAGCUCUUGAACCCGUCCAGAGGAUUUUUGUCUCGCGACGUCCUCACCAUAUGUUGCCAACUGACAACCCUCGAACCUGACGGCUCGUCCGUCGUGGAGAACCCGCCCCGCGGGCCGAGCUUAAUGUCUGACAUCGGUCGGCUGAUGGAAAAUUGCGAGUUCGCCGAUGUGGUUUUGACUGCGGAAGGCAAAGAGUUUCACGCUCAUAAGAACAUCCUGGCCAUGAGGUCCCCCGUAUUUCGUGCUAUGUUCGGGAACAAUAGCAUGAAAGAGACGCAGGUAAACCGAGUAGACCUGGAAGGCAUAUCCGCCGAAGUGUUACAAGAGAUUGUAACUUUCGUCUACACCGACACGGCGCCUAAUAUUGAUGACCUGGCGGCUGACCUUCUUCGAGCAGGAGAAAAGUACGGCCUGAAGCGUCUCAAGGCGAUGUGCGAGUAUAACCUUGCGACCGGUAUCGGUAUCGAUACUGCAGUGGAGGUUCUGCGGCUGGCGAUAAGGCUGAAUGCGAACGAGCUGAAAGAGUUUGCGGCCACCUACAUCAAUGCACACACGGCGGACGUCGCAAAAACUAAUGGCUGGAAGGCGAUGGUUGAAGAGGAUCCUCGUCUGCUAGAAUUAUUUAUUCCUCGCGGGUGGAAGACAGAGUGA
This is a messenger RNA of Ornithodoros turicata, 1011 nucleotides long. Its product is annotated as speckle-type POZ protein-like. Gene Ontology annotation, biological process: regulation of proteolysis; proteasome-mediated ubiquitin-dependent protein catabolic process. The coding region runs from base 1 to 1011 and encodes 336 amino acids. Lineage: Eukaryota; Metazoa; Arthropoda; Arachnida; Ixodida; Argasidae. Gene Ontology annotation, cellular component: cytoplasm. The record is from RefSeq and is a predicted model, not a curated record. Gene Ontology annotation, molecular function: ubiquitin protein ligase binding. The transcript has a single exon.